AAUUUAGGGUUUGCAGUAAAUUGGGGAUCGCAGAAAUGACGAGAUUCUCGUUAGGCGGAGAUGAGGAUGGAGAAGGACCCAGCAGCCCCAGGCAUAAACGACGUCGUCUUGUUCUUCGCCCCGCUGCCUCUAUCACCAUAGGCGAACGCCGACGAGGUGGUCUACCGGCUGUUGGCGACGAAUCUGCAUCGUCUGAAUCCGAAGAGGAAGAAGAACAGAGUGAGUCCGAAGAAGAAGAAGAAGAAGAUGAGAAUGAUGAUGAGACAGACGGUGGUGAAGAGCAGCCGCCGCGUCGGACCACCCUCGAAUUGGGGUCAGCCUCCGCAACUCUACAGACUGCUCUCGCUUCCACCACCACCACCGCCAUCACGACGGAUAGGUCCAUUUCGAUCACCUUGGCCGACCCGGAUGUACUCGAUUGUCCCAUUUGCUGUGAAUCGUUGACCGUCCCCGUCUUCCAGUGUGAAAAUGGUCAUAUAGCUUGCUGCUCCUGCAGCACGAAGAUUAAGAAUAAAUGCCCCUCCUGUUCCUGGCCGAUUGGUUAUAGUCGUUGCCGUGCCAUUGAGAAAGUUCUAGAAUCAGUUAGAAUGUCUUGCCAAAACAUCAAGUAUGGUUGCAAAGAAUGGAUGACGUGCAGUAGUAAAAAUGAGCAUGAAAAGGCUUGUGUGCAUUCACCUUGUCAAUGCCCCCAUUCAGGCUGCAACUUUGUCUCUUCAAUGAAGCAGUUAUACCAGCAUUUCAGCAGUAACCAUUUGAACUCUGCAAUACGCUUCCUGUACAACUCCAGCUUCUCACUUACAGUAAACUUUAGUGACAAGUUUCUUGUUCUCCAAGAACAGAAUGAUGGCACAUUGUUUGUCCUUGACAAUCAAAAAGAAGUUGUAGGAAAUAUGAUGAGGCUUAGUUGCAUGCAACCUAGAUUUAUGGGAGGCUUUUUCUAUGAUCUUACUGCUAAAAGAAAAGGAUGUUUGCUCAGAUUACAGUCCUUCACAAACAGCACUCCAUUGCAUUAUCGUAUCCCUACUUCAUCUGGCUCCCUUAUAAUCCCAGGUGAUUUUUUCAGUUCUUGUGGCCGGAUCAAGAUGGAUAUCUGCAUAUGGCGAAACGGUCAGUGCCCUCCAUCCUUCCAAUCAACUAAUGUUACUUAAAUCUAUCAAUUCUGUAUUAUGCUAGAAAUGACAUUAAACUGUUGGAUUCACUCAUAUGGUCAUGUAUAAAUAGAUGAUUUCAAUUUCAAUUGAUUUGGUUUUUUGUUUAUUUGUU
This is a messenger RNA of Argentina anserina (silverweed cinquefoil), 1263 nucleotides long. RefSeq names its product E3 ubiquitin-protein ligase SINA-like 10. The transcript has 2 exons. Gene Ontology annotation, molecular function: zinc ion binding. The record is from RefSeq and is a predicted model, not a curated record. NCBI's taxonomy places the organism in Eukaryota, Viridiplantae, Streptophyta, Magnoliopsida, Rosales, Rosaceae. The coding region runs from base 36 to 1148 and encodes 370 amino acids.